Molecule: messenger RNA, 3075 nt
Organism: Torulaspora globosa
Lineage: Eukaryota; Fungi; Ascomycota; Saccharomycetes; Saccharomycetales; Saccharomycetaceae
Gene: LRG1
Product: GTPase-activating protein LRG1
Exons: 1
Coding region: 1-3075 (1024 amino acids)
Biological process (GO): signal transduction
Source: RefSeq, a predicted model, not a curated record
AUGCAAGUCUCGCCCGAGGCAGGCGAGUACCGGGGACGGCAAACUGUGGGACAGGAUGGUACAGCUUCAGCCCAAACGAAGAGCUAUAAGAAGAUAUGUGCGAGAUGUCGAAGACCUAUCACACAGAGUAAUAAAAAUGGAAAGACGACAUUGAAGGCAUUGGGGAAAUACUACCAUGAGGAUUGCUUUACAUGCAAUGACUGUGGGAGCCUUUUGAAGCCCAAAUACUUUCCUUACGAGGUAGAAAACGGGGAGACGAUUUUGCUUUGUCAGUAUGAUUACUUCAAACGGCACAAUCUGCUGUGUUUCGUUUGCGAUAAGCCUUUAAGAGGGCUGUACUACACCGCAUUUGGAGAGAGGUACGAUGAGGAGCAUUUUUCGUGUACCAUAUGUGCAGCACCCUGUGGUGUGAAGAAAUGCUUUAUGUACCAGAACAAACUGUAUUGCAAAUAUCACUUCCUGAAAUAUUUCUCGAAACGAUGCAGCGGUUGCAAUUAUCCUAUAUCGGACCAGUAUAUUGAGUUUCCGAAAGGUGACGAAGUGCAUUGCUGGCAUCCGGAGUGCUAUGGGAUUCAUAAAUAUUGGCAUGUCAAUCUGUCUGCGGAUACCUUAGGUUUACCUAGCUUCCCAAAGCUUAAAUACCAGGAAGGGGCCUCCUUAUCAAAUCCAACGCCCAAAGAGCUUGACAAGCAAAUGCAUGCUUUUAGUUCGAUUUUAUCAAGGACUUGGUCAGUGCUAUACAGAUUUGAGGAAGAGACGGCUUGCUGUAUAUCUGACAUGUUCCAGUACUUGGCGAGUUUCGAUCAAAUAAAGGGAAUCAACUCAACAGCUCUCUUUGUGCUUAAAAUCGAGUGCUUAUUCAAAGCUAUUGGAACAUUUGACAUUCGCGACAAAGAUCGAUCGCCACCGAAUGACCCUCAGAAUUCUGCUUCGCAAAUUCAAGAUAUCAAUAAUAGUUCGGAGAGUGUCAGCCUCAAGUAUAGCAAAUUCCCAAGAAAUUUAUCCACGAAAAUCAUGAUAUAUUUACAGCUUCUACGGAAAUUGAAUGCUGAAGAUUCAAAAGUCAACGUUUCUUCCUUCAUGCCGGUCAUUACCGGACUUACUCAUUUUUUGAAACUCCUAACGAGAUACGGAUUGUAUAAUGCAUUGGAAAAGAAUAAAGCCGGACGCUCGAUGACACCCUUAAUGAAAUUUUUGCGAGAGGUUGAGAGAAAUGAAAUCUACGAGAAAGAUCCCUUCAAUUACAUUGAUCUACCGAUUAAUGCUACGGACAACUGUACAGCAUGUGGGAAAUAUAUUCAAGAAGAUUGCAUACAAUUUCAUGAGAAUAGAUGGCAUAUAAGUUGCUUCACUUGUUCUCAAUGUCAAAAAAGCAUCGAGCCGCGAGAUAUCGCUGACGCAACCUAUAACAAGACUCUCAAGCAUGCUAUUUGCCCUCGAUGUUCAGUCGGAGAUCCUGCCUCCGUACCUGGAUUUAAAUAUGUCACAAAGCUUGCCCAAUUAAUCUUCCUCCUAAAGAUUGCUUUAAUCAGAUCCAAAGCUGUAAUGGAAACUCAGAUGAGAACAAGGCUUAAUAAAUCGUCUGAGAAGAUGGAUAGCACAUCUGUCUCUAUGCAGCAGACGUACAUUAGGACAUUGAACGAUAUCAAAAGGCUCAAAUCCAGGAGAGAAUGUGUCCGAGUCACCCAUGAUAAACAACAAGCGCGAAAAUCAGUUGUUCUCGAGACAGGGGAGCACGACGUGAAUAAAGUACAGCCGUGUCAAAAUGGAAACCUUGUCAUUCACACAGAUCCACCAGUAUCUUCUGAAAACGCCGGUCAUGAUAAUGUUUUUACAGACACGAAAACUUUGACUCUUGAUGAUAUCUCACGCAUUGUGGCUGCUGAGCACGCCAGGGAAUUAAGACCUAACGCAUUCACACAUUUCAAAAGAAUAAGAGAAACUGAUAGCGAUACCAUCAGUGUAGUUGCGAAAAAGAGUGGAAUAUACUAUUCGGAGUUGACCAAGAGCGACAUGAUCUUACUUCAAAUGAUCAGUCUCUCUUUGUUGACGUUAGAUCAGCGAAUAAUAGCGAAAGAUGUUGACGUGAGUAAAUUGAUUCCGCCUCCUCUAAAGACUGAAAAAUCACCACCAUCAAAUGGUUUCUGGUACAGAAUGAAAUACAUGAUGAAUAAGGAGCCUAAGAAGGUUACCCCUGUGAAAGUAUUUGGCACACCGCUAGACUCUCUCACGUCAAAGUGGGGAGUGGAUUCUGAACUGGGAAUAGGACCUGUCAAAAUAAAAAUUCCUAUCAUAGUAGAUGAACUGAUUUCUACUCUCCGGCAGAUGGAUAUGUCCGUCGAGGGUAUUUUUCGCAAGAACGGUAACAUUAAAAGACUAAAAAAGCUAACCAAUGAAAUUGAUAGUAAUCCAGGAGUUAUGCCUGAUUUGUCAAAAGAGAACGCUAUUCAACUUUCAGCAUUGCUUAAGAAAUACGUCAGAGAACUUCCUGACCCACUUUUGACUUCCGAAUUGUAUAACAUCUGGAUCAAUGCAGCCAAGUUGGAGGGAGAAAGUGAAAAGCAAAGAGUAAUUUCUUUAGUGUACUGUAUGCUACCGAUGCAUAACAGAAACGUGCUGGAAGUGCUUUUGUCAUUUUUAUGCUGGACAGCCUCUUUUUCGCAUAUUGAGAACGAGAUGGGCUCCAAGAUGGAUAUUCAUAAUCUGUCGACGGUAAUAACGCCCAACGUUCUUUAUUUGCCAGAUAGUACUGUACCGAAAGUCACUAUUAGUGAAGUAUCUGACACGUAUGACGAUGCUUUUGCACAUAAUGAGGGUGAAAAUUAUUUUUUGGCAAUUGAAAUGAUCGACUAUUUAAUAACACACAAUGAGGAUAUGGGAAUGGUUCCAAAGUUCCUGAUGGCAUUACUCAAGGAAAUCAAGGACGAUAAUAUUUGCAACUACGACCUUGUUAAAGACUUCAUUACCAAGAAGUACAACAGCCGUAAUAUUGACUUUUCCGAAUUUGAAGUCCAAAGAAACAUAGAAAUGAAGCAUUCGACUUCAUUAGUAACGCAAGGUGAAGUUCUCAAAUAG